Messenger RNA from Contarinia nasturtii (swede midge), 3045 nucleotides. Its product is annotated as ATP-binding cassette sub-family G member 1. The coding region runs from base 485 to 2311 and encodes 608 amino acids. Gene Ontology annotation, cellular component: plasma membrane. The transcript has 8 exons. Lineage: Eukaryota; Metazoa; Arthropoda; Insecta; Diptera; Cecidomyiidae. The record is from RefSeq and is a predicted model, not a curated record. Gene Ontology annotation, molecular function: ABC-type transporter activity; ATP hydrolysis activity; ATP binding.
AAAUGCCACACCAAUGAAAUUCCUGAAAGUCAUUCAUUAAAUGAAAACAACAAGAACGUCAUUCAUUUUUGAUGCGAAAUAAAUUCAUUGUCACAAAUGCUUUGUUAACAAUUGUCAAUCAAAUGCAACAUUUGUACAGAUUGAUUCCCUACGCCAUACAAUUUACAUAUCAUUUUAUCGAUUCGAAAAAGCGUACAAUGCAUGACGGAAAACGUCUCAUUUGACUUGUCUGGAUAACAGUGCAUUUUAUAUAUAGCUCAUGCAAAGUGCUGACCACGAUACUUUCUUUGAUCGAUAUAUACAAAUCGUUAAAUUAAAUGAACUACAAAUACUUGCACUAAUCUGAAAAAGAAGCUGAUUUUUUUUACAAAAAAAAAAAAAACAAUUAAAUUUUGAAGAAUCGACAGUAACGAUAUCCGUGACGUGAAUGUAAGCAACGUAACCGUUAAAUAAGACUUUCUGAUAUUAGUGACGAUUGAAAACAAUGGUGAACAUGUCGAAAGACGUUGAAUUUCAAGAUGUUGUUUACACCGUUAAAGUGAAUUCACGUUCAGUCACCGAUUCGAAAAGAAAGUGUUUACUACAAGGGGUUUCUGGAGUUUUCAAAAAUGGACAAUUAAGUGCCAUUAUGGGUCCCUCUGGAGCGGGAAAAUCUAGCUUGCUGAACGCAAUCUCUGGUUUGAGAACGUCUGGUGUAAGUGGGAAUAUAAUAAGGAAUCGAAAGACAUCAUGUUAUUUGACACAGGAAGAUUAUCACCAGCCAUACCUGAGUGUCAUUGAACUUAUGCAAAUGGCAUGCAACUUAAAAUUAAAGCCAAAUACAGAUCAUGAGCCGGUUAUUAAUGAAAUUUUGAAAAAUCUGAACUUAAAUCAUCGCCGAACCAACUACGCUAAUCAAUUGAGUGGCGGCGAACGACGUCGUUUAUCAAUCGCACUUGAAUUGGUCGCAAAUCCGACGAUAUUUUUUUUAGAUGAACCGACGAGCGGUUUGGACGAAGUAACAGCAUCUCAAUGCAUUCGCUUAUUGAAAAAUUUAGCCAAACAGAACCGAACGGUUGUGUGCACAAUACAUCAGCCAUCCGCAACCACAUUCGCUUUAUUCGAUCAUAUAUUUGUGUUGGCGCGUGGUCAAUGUGUAUUCCAAGGUGGACCAACGGUUUUAGUACCAUUUCUGAGUAAAUUAAAUCUUCACUGUCCAACAUACUACAAUCCAUCGGAUUAUAUAAUCGAAUUAUGCGAUAGCGAUGAUGGUACAAUUGUAACAGCCUUAUCACGCGAAACGAACAAUGGAAAAUUGAUGUGUUCGAUUGAUAAUGUCGAAUGCGUUGGCAACCAUUUGAGCGAUGUUCUUGCUGAUGUAUCAUUAAAUAUGAAAAAUGCUGUGACAUCAAUGUUUCUGGAGAAACCAAAAUCAAAGAGCCGAGCUUUACUCGAAAAAAUGAAAGCCUUAACGAAAUUCAUGCAGAAUGAUCAUGCUGUAUCAGGUUUUCGGCAAUUUUCCGUUCUCUUCUCAAUUAUGAUGUUGAAAAUUUGGCGAAAUAAAUCGGUUCUUCUCAUUCAACUCUUUCAUCAUGUAUUUUGCGGUGUCAUUUUUGGUUUAAUAUUUUUCAAGGCUGCUAACGAUGGCGAAAGAAUGUUUGAUCAUUUAAAAUUUUGCAUCGGAAUUGUAUUCUUUUUGGCCUAUACACAAAUGAUAGUUCCUAUUUUAGCAUAUCCAAGUGAGGUGAAGCUACUGAAAAAGGAGUGUUUCAAUCGUUGGUAUGCACUUUUGCCAUACUAUACCGCAUUGACCUUGUCUCGAAUUCCAUUCCAGAUAUUAUUCAACUUAAUAUUUUUGGGAUUGACUUAUUCGAUGAGUGGUCUACCGGUUGAAUAUUUCCGUUUUGGUUUAUAUGCUAUUAUUGGCCUAAUUGUUUCAUUUGUAGCUGAAGGUAUGGGCCUUGCAAUCGGAGCAACAUUCAGUAUAACGAAUGGUAGUGUUGUUGGACCAUUGCUAAUUGCGCCGCUUCUUGGUUUGGCGAUUUAUGGAUUUGACUUUGCCGCCGAUAUUCCAAUGGCUAUGUAUACAAUUAUGAAAAUGUCGUUUGUUCGUGUUGGAGUUGUGUCACUUGUGCUAUCUGUUUUCGGAUAUGAUCGAGCUCAAUUAGACUGUGGCGAUGUCUAUUGUCAUUUUGACGAUCCAAAAGUGUUGCUUCGAUUUUUGCGUAUUGAAAAAGUUUAUCUAUGGAAUGAAGUGGCAUUCUUAGUAAUGUACAUUGUCAUUUUUCGUACAAUAUUAUAUUUGUCUUUGAAGCGUCGAAUUUUGAGUUAAACGAAUAUAUAAAAUCACAAAAAUUCAUAUUCACACGACUUCAUUCCAUAGGAAAAUUCAUUCGGAAAAUUUUGAUUUUCAAUUGUUAUCAUUUUUUUUUUGUUUAAACAUUCACAAUGACAUAAGGAUAAUGUAAUAUAACUAAAUAGAAAUAAUCAGAGCAAACAAAGAUUCAUAUUUGAAAAAUUCGCCACAGGAAGAUUGAACAUGGGACAAAAUCGGGGCGAUAGAUUUUUUUCAUAAUUUUUCGAUAGAUUCUUACACAAAAUCAUUAAUUUCCAUCAUAAAAAGAUCCUUCUUGUUUUUUCCACCCAAUAGUGGGCGAUGUUCUACAUUAAUUAGGAAACAUCUAUUUAUAACCAACCAAUAAUCAUAUUAUAUAUAGCAAAAUUGCAUAAGUCGAUAAUGAGAAUGUGACCAGUCACAGUCAUUUAUUGUUAUUGUUUGCAUUCAUGCAUUCAAAACUAUGCCAAAUUGUAUAUGAAGUUUUAUUUAUUAAUGAUUGAUUCGAUUCACCGUCAAUUUGCUUGCUUUACUUACACUGUGAUAAUAUUUUCUCAUUAAAAAAUCAUGUAAUUUUUAUACGCAAAUAUUUGAGCUGAAUUCAAAUGACGGCAGGAGUGAUCAAUAAAGUUUUAUUUUAAUAGAGUGAUAUGGUUUAAGCAUUUUUAAGGUUAUUGUUUUUCAUACAUUAGCUCUGUUUAAAAGAAAUAAAAAUAAUUCCAGAAAAGAAA